Cyclocybe aegerita is the source of this 1629-nucleotide messenger RNA. The record is from the annotation of a GenBank genome assembly. Lineage: Eukaryota; Fungi; Basidiomycota; Agaricomycetes; Agaricales; Hemipholiotaceae.
AUGUUUCUCCUCUUUACUCUGGUGUAUAUCAUGCGCUCUAUUAAGGCAGAAACCACUUCUGCGCCUACAUCGACCCCUCUUCCUCACUUGGAUCGUCUCAUUUACGUCAGACAAGACUCUGGUCCUGCGCCAGUGUCAAGUUGCACCUGCCCAGAUACACGUACCAUCUGGAACGUCAUAUGGAGCUGCUUCAGCACCAUCUUCAUCUGCACCUGGCUCUCUGUCCAUCCCAAUGUCCCGGGCCCUCAAGAAUCACCUUGGGCAAUUCGCGGUCGGCGAUUGAAAUUGAUGAUAUGGGCCUUCAUAGGCCCGGAGUUGUUCAUAAUAUGGGCCUACAGGCAGCGAUUUAUGGCCAAAAAGAUUGCGGAAAAGUAUCGAAGUCGUGGAUGGACUAUCGCCCAUGGGUUCUUCCUCGUGAUGGGCGGAUUUCAUCUCUACGACUGCGAAAAGGAUCUCGGGGUCCUCUCCGUUCAACGAUUUAAUUCCUUGAUCGAAUCCAAUACCAUCGAUUUCCCCUCAGCACUCACGCGGGAAGACAUAGAAGACAAAAGCAAGGCCGACGGGCUAUCUAAAGGAAUUACGAUCAUUCAAACGUCGUGGUUCGUACUGCAGUGUAUCGCUCGAGGUGUCCAGAAGCUUCCAUUGACGGAAUUGGAGGUUGUCACUCUGGCGUUGGCCAGCCUCAACGCAUUGAUAUACGGGUUGUGGUGGAAUAAACCCCUCGACGUUCAGCGAUGUCUCAAAAUUACCUUGAAAGCCUCUUCGACCGCGAUUGAGCAGCCCAUAAAAUCCAACCCUGACCAGGUUAUUGAGGACGGCGACCGUAAUUUAAUUUACGCGCCAAUAUCAGCGGACCUCAAGAAAAAUACUCCUGCCUCUCCAUCUGCUCAAGACCAGGAUGCGAGGACAGGCCACGAGAAUGUUGCACGGAGCAGGAUAUCGAGGAUGCACAAUUCCCUGACCCUUUGGGUGAAAGUCACACGUCAAGAGUUUUAUGAUUAUCGUAUGAACGAGAGGCGAAGACGAGAACUACGGGCUGAACGGCUAACAUUCACCCGCUUCAUUCUUCACCGGGUUAUCGCAGAACUCUUCAUAAUACCCAUCAGUGAGCUCACUGAGGGUGAAUUCCAAAUCCCAGAAGGGUUCGACCGGGUGACGAAUUACUACCACGGAGUGGAGACUCUAGAGGACUUGCACGCCAUUCGGCCAUCUAUACUUCUCUGGGUCGGAAUAGCUAUCAGUGCCGUCUUUGGUGCCAUUCACUGCAUCGCUUGGGGCUUCUCCUUCCCCUCAAAAAUCCAACGCGACCUGUGGCGUGCAAUGUCCCUCGCCGUCAUCGCCAGUCCACUAGUCUUUUUCUGCGUCCCUUCACUUUAUUCAGCCCUCCUCAAGCCCUCCGUUGCGGAAUUUGUCGAGAGAUGGCGUAGUCGCCGUGGAGUUGCUGCUUUUUUCUAUCGUUGCGUCGGAAAUUUGCCUGGGGUCCUCGAGGUUUUGGUCAGAUAUAUAUCAGCGUCGAUCUAUAUCGCAGCCAGAGUGGGACUGUUGGGCAUAGCACUCGCUUCGUUGGGGGACCUGCCCCCGGAUACGCUACGAGAUGUUGACUGGGUAGACUUUCUGCCCCAUCUAUGA